Emiliania huxleyi CCMP1516 is the source of this 660-nucleotide messenger RNA. RefSeq lists its product as hypothetical. The coding region runs from base 1 to 660 and encodes 219 amino acids. The transcript is spliced from 4 exons. The record is from RefSeq and is a predicted model, not a curated record. NCBI's taxonomy places the organism in Eukaryota, Haptophyta, Isochrysidales, Noelaerhabdaceae.
AUGCUGUGGCUCAACGCGGACGCCUUCUGCACGGAGCCGUGGCGGCAGGAUCCCAUUGAUUUCAUGGUGCGCAACGACCUCGUCCUGCUCUUUGACAACCUUAACGGCGCAGCACGGGCUCCGCCAACGCUUAUGCGCUUGAUCCGAGACAUAUUCCAAACGCCGUUUUGCGGUGUGAGCAUACGGAACGGCAGCCUGGCUCCAUAUCGCAAGGGCCACAGGGCCACGGCGGCGCAGCCCGGCAGCGAGGGCCUCGGCGGCGCCAUCAGUGCCAAUGCGUGGGCGGCCGAGCAGCCGCCAGCUCCGCUGGGCGAGGCCGUGCGCGCGCUGCUGGCCGCCGCCAAGCCCGGGGAUGGCAGGAUCAUGCUCGGCUUCUGUGCUGACGACGCUGCGAGCGGCGUUGCGGCGCUCAAGGCGUGGGUGACUUCGCUCGGGCUCCCAAAGGGCACGCUGCACGGGAUGGACCGCGACGGCGUGCCGCUGGACAUGUCAACCUUUGGCUCCGUCUACAUCAAGUACUCGUCCCACUCGCUGAGCGCCGGCGACCCGCCCGGCACCGCGAUCCUCUCCGGCUACGGGGGCGACUUCAGAGGAGUCUACUUCAACCCGCAGCUGCCCGACGGACUCUUCCGCCAGUACGCGGUGCUGCCCCUCUUCUAG